Messenger RNA from Gadus morhua (Atlantic cod), 1486 nucleotides. RefSeq names its product paired box 1a (gene pax1a). The record is from RefSeq and is a predicted model, not a curated record. Gene Ontology annotation, molecular function: DNA-binding transcription factor activity, RNA polymerase II-specific; RNA polymerase II cis-regulatory region sequence-specific DNA binding. Gene Ontology annotation, biological process: anatomical structure development; regulation of transcription by RNA polymerase II. NCBI's taxonomy places the organism in Eukaryota, Metazoa, Chordata, Actinopteri, Gadiformes, Gadidae.
CUUCAGACUCUCUGGUAUAACUCCAAUUUCCAUUUAUCCGAUGAAGAUCACCUUGGUGCCAUUGUCCUUCCCUGCGCUCCUGCUGCGGAGGUUUUAGACCGGAGAGCCUACGGGGGGGAGAGUUGAAGAGAUCCCUUUUCCUUAUUUUUUCUGCUCAUUCCAUCCUUCUCCGCUCUGAGCGGAGAACCAACCGCGUUCAGCCAUUGAGGGGCAACUAUUUCAGAGCAUCUCGACACAUAGGCAAAUGGAGCAAACCUAUGGAGAGGUGAACCAGUUGGGCGGCGUGUUCGUGAACGGACGACCCCUGCCUAAUGCAAUCCGCUUGAGAAUAGUGGAGCUCGCUCAACUUGGAAUCAGACCGUGUGAUAUCAGCAGGCAACUGCGCGUCUCGCACGGCUGUGUGAGUAAGAUACUGGCGCGCUAUAAUGAAACCGGCUCCAUUUUACCCGGUGCCAUCGGUGGAAGCAAACCACGGGUGACUACGCCAAACGUGGUGAAAAACAUAAGGGAAUACAAGCAAGGCGACCCGGGGAUCUUUGCAUGGGAAAUCCGUGACCGGCUUCUCGCGGAUGGAGUUUGCGACAAGUACAACGUGCCGUCCGUCAGCUCGAUCAGCCGGAUUUUACGCAACAAGAUUGGAAACCUUUCCCAGCCGACCCAAUACGAAGGCGGCAAGCAGGGCUCCUCGCAGGGCGGCCUCGCAUACAACCACAUAUACCCUUAUACAUACCCCAACACCAUGUCGCCAACGGGAACCAAGAUGGGCAGCCCACCCGGGUUACCGAUGACCGCGGGGCACGUCAGCCUGUCCCGGGCCUGGCCCUCGGCGCACACCGUCAGCAACAUUCUCGGUAUACGGGCUUUUAUGGAUCACACAGCGAUGGCUGGAGCGGAGGGAUAUCCUCCAAAAAUGGAGGACUGGGGAAGUGUCAACAGAGCCUCUUUUCCCGCGGCUCACUCAGUCAACGGAAUUGACAAAUCGGCCAUUGAUGCAGACAUCAAAUAUGCACAGCCAUCCUCCACAUUGUCCAGUUAUGUUCCAGCAUGCGCGUACUCUACAUCGAACCAAUAUGGCGUUUACAGUCCUGCUGGGAGCUACGUCACCCCUGGCCAUCACUGGCAGACGCAGUCCCACCCAGGCAGCGCCAUGAGCAUGCACGCUGGAGACAUCCAUUCUACGAUGGCGUUCAAGCAUCAGUCGAGAGACGGAGACAGAAAACCCUCCAGCCCAAUCAGCAAGCAGCAGCAGCAGCAGCAGCAGCAGCAGCAGCAGCAGCAGCAGCUGCAGCAGCAGCAGCACGACUCGCUGAACAGUGUACACGGACUCAGCCUGGCUACCUCAUCAUCAUAACGCCAGAGGGCCCCAGGCCUGACCCGGACUGAUAUAGGCCUACUCAAGGGCCACAGAAACAUAUAGGCCUCAUUUACAUAGACCUAACUGCAAGAAUUCCAACAGUAAGUGUUUUGCAUUUGUUUUUGUUUUGGG